UAGUCCAAGUCUACCACGCCUGUCUUCUUCAGGAACUUUCUCUUCUGUCUGGCUUGUUAGCGUAUACAUAUCGGCAAACUAAUUUCCCCAUUUUUUUAUUUACAAUUAAAAACUCAUAAUAUUUUAAUGGGAGAAUAAAAUAUUCAAGUUGGUGUUGAUAUUCCCCAUUCUUUCCAUUAUUCAAUUAUGAAUAAUCAUAAUAUAAUAAUAUUCUCCUGAAGAAGUAGGUGCCGCUGUUCCAAUGAUAAGGAGGUUGGUCUUGUUUGAAAAUUAUUAUAUCUCAAUCUCUCGGGAUUGGUGUUUGUCUCCAGUUCGGGAGGGAGGACGAGGAGGUGGAGGACUUUGCCUCAGUUUCUCUUCUCUUCUAUCUAUCUAAAGCUUCCCCAUUUGUUUUUGCUUCACAAUUCAUUCCCAGACCACACCUUUCAGGAAUCUGUGAUUGAUCUACAAUGGUAAUUUGUUUCUGAGCAAGACUGGUAAUUUGGGUUUCGUCGCAGGUUAACUCAAGGCUUUGGCUUUGGAGACAGAGGAACCAACCAACCAAGCUAUGGCUACAUAUUUCCAAAAUUUAAGCAACCAAAACUUAUUGAACCCCUCCUAUGCAGGGGAUGAGAAACUUGCCUCUUAUCCUGAACCCCCCGGCAACAUGAUGAUGUAUCUGAAUCAAGCUUCAUAUGCUGCCGGAUCCUACUCUGAAGUCUUGUCCGGCGGCUCUUUCUCGCCUCACAAAUAUGCUGAUUCUGAUGGUGGCAGGAAUGAAAUGAUGUUUAUUCCACCCACAAGUGAUCAAGCCCGAGAUUGUGUUACUGGGGAUUCUUUGAUUGGUAAACAUAUUAUUCAGGAUCAUGGGCUAUCUCUUAGCCUUGCCUCCACACAAAUUCCACCUGCUGUUUCUCUGCCUUCAUUUCAGUACCAGUAUCCAAAUCCAAGUCUCUCUUCGGUUUUGAGCACCUCUCCAAUGCUAGGGAAGGGGGAAAUUUACUGUAAAGGUGUUGAGUACAAUCAAAGUGAGGAGUUUAAGAACUUUGAAAGCUUGACAUCUGGCUUCUAUGGAGGUGGUGGCCAUGAGACUGUCAAAACACAGAGUUUGUACAAUCCUAUGUGCUCAGUGGGAUCCAAAGAAAUGCAUUCCGAAGCAUACUUGUAUGACUCAUUAGGUUCCGCUAGCACCAUGUUAAGCUCCAAGUACCUCAAAGCAGCACAACAGUUGCUUGAUGAAGUGGUAAAUGUCCGUAAGGCGUUGAAGCAGUCUCGAUUGAACAAGCAUCAAAACUCUAAGCGGAUUGGAUUAGAUGGUUCCAAAGAGACUGAUGGGAAUGAUCAACAUUUACCAAGGUCAUCGGAUCCUAGUGAAUCAAGUACCAUCUCUACUCUGGAGCUAUCACCAGCAGAACGACAGGAUUUGCAGAACAAGAAGACCAAACUUUUGUCCAUGUUGGAUGAGGUAGAUAGAAGAUAUAAACAAUAUUACCAGCAAAUGCAAGUUGUGGUGUCAUAUUUUGACAAGGUGGCUGGGAACGGGGCUGCUGGACCAUACACUGCACUUGCUCUCCAAGCAAUUUCCCGUCACUUCCGCAGUUUGCGUGAUGCAAUCAAAGGCCAAAUUCAAGUGACACGGAAAAGACUGGGAGAGCAAGAUUCUUCAUCAGAUGGUCAAGGAGGAGUAAUACCCCGCCUUCGCUAUGUGGACCAGCAGCUCAGACAGCAGAGGGCAUUUCAGCAGCUUGGCGGAAUGCAGCAUGCUUGGAGGCCUCAAAGAGGACUUCCGGAAAGCUCUGUUGCAAUCCUUCGUGCUUGGCUGUUUGAGCAUUUCCUUCUUCCUUACCCAAAAGAUUCAGAAAAAGUUAUGCUAGCAAGGCAGACAGGGUUAACCAGAAACCAGGUUGCCAACUGGUUUAUCAAUGCAAGGGUACGUCUUUGGAAGCCCAUGAUUGAGGAGAUGUACAAAGAAGAAUUCGGUGAUUUGGACAUGGAUUCGAAAUCUUCACCAGAAAAUGUGUUAAAGGAAGAAGCAAGAGCUGAAUUCUCAGCAUCUGAGGACAGGAAAGAGGAGUUGCAGGAAAGCAUGAUAUCUGCAACUGCUGAUAGUAAUGAACCAGGGCAAGUGCAGAAGUCUGGUCACAGUCUCAACCAUAAUGCUGUUGCCACAUAUGACAUGUCAGGGUUGGAUCAAUUUGCAGUCGGCAGCAAUGAGGUGUCACUUGCAUUGAAUUUGCGACAUUGCGAAGAACAUGAUGGAUUUCCUUCAUCUACUGGAUCCCAUGUAAGAGUUCACGACGACGCGGCAGCUUCUUUGGAUUGUCAUUAUGAGGAUCCAGAGCAGCAACAGUUAAUACAGGUUUGGCAAUACCCACCCGUUACAUGAUUUUGCAGUCCGAGAGAAUUGGUGCCUCCAACAACUUUUUGGGUGGUAAGUGGUCUCUUUCAAGACAAGGGUCGUUGAAGAACAAAAAAAAAAAAGGAAGCAAAAACAGAAUGCUUGUUUUGUUGCUUGAGCUGUGCCCAAUUCGCUUGCCGAUAGUUGAAAGAGAUGGAAACUGCUGCUAGCAUGGGGGAUUGUAGAUGUAGAUGCGUGUAUAAUACCAACUUGUAAAAUAACAGAGAUUGGUUGGUGGAAGAGCCUUAGGCAUAUUUGUAAAGUAGCUUUGUAAAGAUACGAUGAAGCAUUAUCUUGUGCAUUCAUUGAAUAAGGAACUUGAACAGCAUCAAAUGUAUAAUCUCUCUUUUGGAAAUAAGUGUGAUACAAGAAUUGCCUGAU
Messenger RNA from Prunus avium (sweet cherry), 2758 nucleotides. Its product is annotated as BEL1-like homeodomain protein 3. Gene Ontology annotation, molecular function: DNA binding. Gene Ontology annotation, biological process: regulation of DNA-templated transcription. The record is from RefSeq and is a predicted model, not a curated record. NCBI's taxonomy places the organism in Eukaryota, Viridiplantae, Streptophyta, Magnoliopsida, Rosales, Rosaceae.